This is a messenger RNA of Pichia kudriavzevii, 1383 nucleotides long. RefSeq lists its product as uncharacterized. NCBI's taxonomy places the organism in Eukaryota, Fungi, Ascomycota, Pichiomycetes, Pichiales, Pichiaceae. The transcript has a single exon. The record is from RefSeq and is a predicted model, not a curated record. Gene Ontology annotation, molecular function: serine-tRNA ligase activity; ATP binding; tRNA binding. Gene Ontology annotation, cellular component: cytosol. Bases 1 to 1383 code for a protein of 460 amino acids. Gene Ontology annotation, biological process: seryl-tRNA aminoacylation.
AUGUUAGAUAUUCUACAGUUUAUUGAAGAAAAAGGUGGUAACCCUCAGGCUAUUAGAGAAUCUCAGAAAAAGAGAGGUGCGUCAGUUGAGAUUGUUGAUGAAAUCAUCAAUGAAUACAAGGAAUGGGUCAGAUUGAGAUUCGUUGCUGAUGAACUAAACAAGAAGUUAAACAAGGUUCAAAAGGAAAUUGGACUAAAGUUUAAGGCAAAAGAAGAUGCUUCUGAGUUGUUGAAAGAAAAAGACUCCAUUAUUGCGGAAAAGAAGGCAGCUAUUGAAAGGGAACAGGCUGCAGAUAAACAACUCAGAAGUAAGGUCAACCAAGUUGGAAACAUUGUCCAUGAAUCUGUCGUUGUCUCUAACGAUGAAGAAAACAAUGAAUUAGUCAGAACAUGGACUCCAGAAGGUACUGAAUUCGAUAAAUUGACCAAUGUUGCUACUGCAACUGGUGCACCAGCUAAAUUAUCUCACCAUGAAGUUUUGCUUAGAUUAGAUGGUUACGAUCCUGAAAGAGGUGUCAAGAUUGUUGGUCACAGAGGCUACUUUUUGAGACAGUAUGGUGUUUUCCUCAACCAAGCUUUGAUUAACUACGGUUUAUCUUUCUUGGCAAAGAAAGGUUACACUCCUUUACAAGCGCCUGUUAUGAUGAACAAGGAUGUCAUGGCAAAGACUGCACAGUUGUCCGAAUUUGAUGAGGAAUUGUACAAGGUUACUGAUGGUGAUGAUGAGAAGUAUUUAAUUGCAACCUCUGAACAGCCAAUUUCUGCAUAUCAUUCGAACGAAUGGUUUGAAUCUCCAGCUGAACAGCUUCCAAUACAAUAUGUCGGCUACUCCUCUUGUUUCAGAAGAGAAGCUGGCUCGCAUGGUAAGGACGCAUGGGGUAUUUUCAGAGUUCACGCUUUCGAGAAAAUUGAACAAUUUUGUAUCACUGAACCAGAAAAAUCAUGGGAAAUGUUUGACAUUAUGAUUAACAACUCUGAAGAAUUCUACAAGUCCUUAGGUCUUCCAUACAGAGUCGUUGGUAUUGUCUCUGGUGAAUUGAACAAUGCAGCUGCCAAGAAAUUCGAUUUAGAAGCUUGGUUCCCAUUCCAAAAAGAAUUUAAGGAAUUGGUUUCAUGUUCUAACUGUACUGACUACCAAUCCAGAAAUCUUGAAAUCAGAUGUGGUAUCAAGACCCAAAAUCAAAAGGAUAAGAAAUACGUCCACUGUUUGAACUCUACUUUGUGUGCAACCGAAAGAGCUUUAUGUUGUGUUCUAGAAAACUAUCAAACUGAAGAUGGUUUAGUCAUUCCUGAAGUUUUGAGGAAGUACAUCCCAGGUGAGCCUGAAUUUAUCCCAUUUGUCAAGGAAUUACCAAAGAAUUCCACCUCUAACAAGAAGAAAUGA